UUAUUUCCCGCUGUCAGGAUGAGGAGGCGGAGGUCGGCGCUCCGGUCCGUCUCUGCCCGGGGCUGUGGCGGCGCCGGCGGCUCCAGCCUUAGCGGUUCCUCCCUGGGCGGCGGCGGCCGCGGCUCGGUCGACGCCUCCUCCGCCAGCUGAGCCCGCGGCAGCCCGGGACUCCGCUUCCCCGCCCAUCCCUGUUCCCCGAAGCCGCCUCCUGGCCAUGGCGCAGCCGGGCCCGGCUCCCCAGCCUGACGUUUCUCUUCAGCAACGGGUAGCAGAAUUGGAAAAAAUUAAUGCAGAAUUUUUACGUGCACAGCAACAGCUUGAGCAAGAAUUUAAUCAAAAGAGAGCAAAAUUUAAGGAGCUAUAUUUGGCUAAAGAGGAGGAUCUGAAGAGGCAAAAUGCAGUAUUGCAAGCUGCACAGGAUGAUCUGGGUCACCUUCGGACACAGCUGUGGGAGGCUCAGGCAGAGAUGGAGAAUAUCAAGGCAAUUGCCACAGUCUCUGAGAAUACUAAACAAGAAGCUAUAGAUGAAGUUAAAAGGCAGUGGAGAGAAGAGGUUGCUUCACUUCAGGCUGUAAUGAAAGAGACAGUUCGUGACUAUGAGCAUCAGUUUCAUCUGAGGCUGGAGCAAGAGCGAGCACAGUGGGCACAGUAUCGAGAAACUGCAGAGCGGGAAAUAGCUGAUUUGAGAAGAAGGUUGUCUGAAGGUCAAGAGGAAGAAAAUUUAGAAAAUGAAAUGAAAAAGGCCCAAGAAGAUGCUGAGAAGCUCCGCUCUGUCGUGAUGCCCAUGGAGAAGGAAAUUGCAGCUUUGAAAGAUAAACUGACAGAAGCUGAAGAGAAGAUUAAAGAGCUGGAGGCCUCAAAGGUUAAGGAACUGAACCAUUAUCUGGAGGCUGAGAAGUCUUGUAGGACCGAUCUGGAGAUGUAUGUAGCUGUUUUGAACACUCAGAAAUCUGUUCUACAGGAAGAUGCUGAGAAAUUGAGGAAAGAAUUGCAUGAAGUUUGCCGUCUCCUGGAGCAAGAACGACAGCAACACAACCAGUUAAAACAUACAUGGCAGAAGGCCAACGACCAGUUUCUGGAAUCUCAGCGUUUACUGAUGAGAGACAUGCAGAGGAUGGAGAUUGUGCUAACUUCUGAACAGCUCCGGCAAGUUGAAGAAAUGAAGAAGAAAGAUCAGGAGGAAGAUGAACAACAGAGGCUUAGUAAGAGAAAAGAUAACAAAAAAACAGAUUCUGAAGAAGAAGUAAAAGUACCAGUAGUGUGUGCUUUAGCUCAAGAAGAAUCUUCAACAGCGUUAUCACAAGAAGAGGAGCAUUUCGACAGCACCCAUGGGUCAGUCCAUUCCUUAGAUGCAGACUUGCUGUUACCAUCUGGAGAUCCUUUCAGUAAAUCGGACAAUGACAUGUUUAAAGAUGGACUCCGGAGAGCUCAGUCUACAGACAGCUUGGGGACUUCAAGCUCAUUGCAAUCAAAAGCAUUAGGCUAUAACUACAAAGCAAAAUCUGCUGGAAACUUGGAUGAGUCGGAUUUUGGACCACUGGUUGGAGCAGAUUCUGUAUCUGAGAACUUUGAUACUGUGUCACUUGGGUCACUGCAGAUGCCAAGUGGAUUUAUGUUAACCAAAGAUCAAGAAAGAGCAAUUAAGGCAAUGACGCCUGAACAGGAGGAGACAGCAUCCCUCCUCUCCAGCGUCACCCAAGGUAUGGAGAGUGCAUAUGUAUCUCCCAGUGGUUACCGCUUAGUGAGUGAGACCGAAUGGAAUCUCCUGCAGAAAGAGGUACAUAAUGCUGGAAAUAAGCUUGGUAGACGUUGUGAUAUGUGUUCCAAUUAUGAAAAACAGUUACAAGGAAUUCAGAUUCAGGAAGCUGAAACAAGAGACCAGGUGAAAAAGCUGCAAGUCAUGCUAAGGCAAGCCAAUGACCAGCUAGAGAAGACAAUGAAAGAGAAACAGGAGCUAGAGGACUUUAUCAAACAGAGCACUGAGGACUCAAGCCACCAGAUAUCUGCACUUGUCAUAAGAGCUCAAGCCUCUGAGGGCUUACUUGAAGAGUUACAACAGAGCUUUUCUCAAGCAAAGAGGGAUGUUCAGGAACAGAUGGCGGUGCUGAUGCAGUCACGUGAACAGGUUUCGGAAGAGCUGGUGAGGUUACAGAAAGACAAUGACAGCCUCCAGGGGAAGCAUAGCUUGCAUGUGUCAUUACAGCUAGCAGAAGACUUCAUUCUCCCAGAUACUGUGGAGGUGCUCCGGGAACUGGUGUUAAAAUACCGUGAAAACAUCAUUCAUGUGCGGACAGCAGCAGACCAUAUGGAGGAGAAGCUGAAGGCUGAAAUACUGUUCCUAAAAGAACAGAUCCAGGCAGAACAGUGUUUAAAAGAAAACCUUGAAGAGACUCUACAGCUGGAAAUAGAGAACUGCAAGGAGGAAAUAGCUUCCAUUUCUAGUCUAAAAGCUGAAUUAGAAAGAAUAAAGGUUGAAAAGGGACAGUUGGAAUCUACAUUAAGAGAGAAGUCACAACAACUUGAGAGUCUCCAAGAAAUAAAGGUUAAUUUAGAGGAACAGUUGAAGAAGGAAACUGCUGCUAAGGCUACGGUUGAACAGCUCAUGUUUGAAGAGAAGAACAAAGCUCAGAGGUUACAGACAGAAUUAGAUGUCAGUGAACAAGUCCAGAGAGAUUUUGUAAAACUUUCUCAGACUCUUCAGGUGCAGUUAGAGAGGAUCCGGCAAGCAGACUCCUUGGAGAGAAUCCGGGCAAUUCUGAAUGAUACCAAAUUGACAGACAUUAACCAGCUCCCUGAGACAUGACACCCUGAUAGCAGGAUUGUAACCUGCAUUUUGGGUUUUUAACUCAUCUUUAGAAUAACAUUAAUUAUUAUUUAACUCUUAAUGGAAGACAUCACAGCAAAAGGAAGACUGGAGAAAUGCAGGUCUGGAGGGAGAAGGCUGCUGUGCGCAGGGACAGCCAGCAGAUGUUUCAGAGGGAACACUAACAGGACACCGGACUCCAUUCCAACGGGUGUGGGAUCAGAUUGGUGCCAGAAAAGUGCUGUUUCCUUGCCUGCUUUCUCCAACAUGGAUUCCGGAACACAUUUCCUGACAUGAAAGCAACUUCCCCAUAGUGUUUGGAAUUAUGUUUUCAGUUCAUACAAACUGGGAGAGAAAAAGUUUUUUGUUUUUUUCCUGUUUUCUAGGGCUCAUCAGUAGCAGUGUUCAGCUAGCAGAGAGGUGUAGUGUGCUGUAUGAGUAUUUUAUAUUAAAAUAUGAAGUGUGAGAGCAGGCCAUUGGCUAUUGACUGUAUUUCCCUCGCUCAGUGCAUAUUUUUUCUUUCUACCAUUUUAUCUUCAUUGGAGGACCUUAAAUGCUACUGAAACUUGCCUGAGAAUUAUAGGACCAUGGCAAACAAAGAAUUCAACAAAAUUAGGAGAAUCUGAAUACUUGGCUGAGGCAAUAUAUAUAGUGGAAGUUGAAUUUAAAGGAAAAAAGCACAAGAAACCUUGGAUGCACUUUCUCUGCACACCGGGAUGAACUUCCUUGGCCCACAGGUACCAUGGCAAAGGAGAACUGGCACCACCUACCCUUUCCAAGUGUUUUAGUUACUGGAUCAGUGGAAAAAAUAUUAAUAAAACAAGCUAUGUCUGACAUCUAGUACACAUGUAUAAAUCUGCUUAUUUUCAGCCUGCCUUAGAGGCAUACAAGUGUCACAUUUAAAAUGGUAUGGCUUACAGAUCUUUGUAUGUUUGUUUUACAGUUUAGACCUGUGGUGUAAGUGAGCAUGCUUACAGUGAAGCUGAGGAAACUUAGUUUAGUAUCUACUUCAUUCUUGGAGUUGAAAUUUCUUUCCUGUGUGGAGAAGCAAAGCACCCUGCGGAACAGGUUAAUCCCAAACAGCUGUAAAGUGGUGCAGAACUCGGAAGUGUGCUUGUGUUCUACUCACCAGCUGCAGGCUAUACUGAGCACACUGGUGGACAGUUAGCUAUGCUGUGUAACGCAUGUAGUUCCUAAGUCACAAUGCUUUCAAGGAAUGUGAGUGACUUACAGACGUAUCCAAAAGAACUAGAAUUUUCACACUUGUCUACCAUCAAUUCAUAGCAUAAAUGGACUUCGUAGUAACGAGUCAUUAUGAAUUUGCCCUCAAGGUCUUUGCUAUUUUCUUUCGUAAGUCUUGUGUUCACGAUAAAGAAUUUAAAAGUAAAUACAAAUUGCGGGAAUAGUGCUAAAGGCUUGCCAAUGCAUGGAAACAUUAAUUGGCUUGAAGUCCCCUUGUAUACAGUACUACUUGGUAUAAAGAAACAGUAUCCUCACUGAGUUAAAGGGAUUUUAUUAAUUAUAAUGUGAUUACAUUAGAUUUAGGACUAGUCCUUCAGCUCCAAGCUAAUUUGUUUUGUAUCAGUGUUGGCCACAGUGAAUGGGAAAUUCAUAAUCAUUCUGAACUGUCACUCCCCAUGAGCUGUUCUGCUGAGACCAAGCACUUUUUUUUAGACAGGGUUUCUCUAUAGCUUUGGUGUCUGUCCUGGAACUAGCUCUUGUAGACCAGGCUGGCCUCGAAGACACAGAGAUCUGCCUGCCUCUGCCUCCCAAGGGCUGGGAUUAAAGGCGUGCGCCACUACUUUACAGACAACUUUUCUCCAGAAGCUGGGGAUUGAACAAUAAAGACAUCACGAUUAGGGAUGUUUAUAGUCUGUACUUGAGGCAGAUGCAAACUGCUGGGAUCCUCUCAAUGAGAAACACAUCCUAGAGGAACAGAAACUGAAAUGCUAAGUUUUCAACAGCCUGUCUGCGGUAUGGAAUAGACUGCUGCACCACCAGGUAGGAAGAGUCCUUUAAACUUAAGUCUUCUGCUUUAGAAGGUAGAAUUCACCAGGAGAGGAAAAAUCUGGUUCCAGUGCUGCACUCCAUCUGUGUAGACCUUUCUCUUGCAUGUCUAACCUGGCUUACCUUUACCUGUAACAUACCUUACCAUGCAGCUUCUAAUUGGCAGUCACUCAGUUGUUUCUAGGCAGGUACCAUACUUACUUUUCAGAACUCAAAUUGGCAGGUUUGAAAAGAUGAUCUACAUUUUUCUUUUCCUUUAAGGUGCUAGAACUUGCACCAGAACUCACUGAGUAGACAUAGCCAUAGCCAAACUGAGCUCUGAAAGGCAACGAUGCCUGUGAGGAAAUGAGCCAGCAGAGGACUCUGCAACUGUUAGCAACUGUAUGUAGAUCUUCACCUCUGCUCUGCAGACUGCAGGUGUCUCUGUGUGUUAACUGUACCGAAGGCAUGUCCUUAAGAGAGUGUUCAAAUUAAAAGAGCUGCUACUGAG
Messenger RNA from Chionomys nivalis (European snow vole), 5300 nucleotides. It is a transcript of the gene Rabep1, whose product is annotated as rabaptin, RAB GTPase binding effector protein 1. Gene Ontology annotation, cellular component: endocytic vesicle; endosome. Gene Ontology annotation, biological process: endocytosis; Golgi to plasma membrane transport. The record is from RefSeq and is a predicted model, not a curated record. Bases 215 to 2803 code for a protein of 862 amino acids. The transcript has 18 exons. Gene Ontology annotation, molecular function: growth factor activity; GTPase activator activity. NCBI's taxonomy places the organism in Eukaryota, Metazoa, Chordata, Mammalia, Rodentia, Cricetidae.